Messenger RNA from Lithohypha guttulata, 1062 nucleotides. RefSeq names its product mitogen activated protein kinase (gene tmk1). Gene Ontology annotation, biological process: intracellular signal transduction; protein phosphorylation. Gene Ontology annotation, cellular component: cytoplasm; nucleus. The coding region runs from base 1 to 1062 and encodes 353 amino acids. The transcript has 2 exons. Gene Ontology annotation, molecular function: MAP kinase activity; ATP binding. The record is from RefSeq and is a predicted model, not a curated record. NCBI's taxonomy places the organism in Eukaryota, Fungi, Ascomycota, Eurotiomycetes, Chaetothyriales, Trichomeriaceae.
AUGUCGAACCAGGCAGGUUCAGGAGGAUCUCGAAAAAUAUCUUUCAACGUCAGUGACCAGUACGAUAUACAAGACGUGAUCGGAGAGGGUGCUUAUGGCGUUGUCUGUUCCGCCCUACACAAGCCAUCUGGCCAAAAAGUCGCGAUAAAGAAGAUCACUCCGUUCGACCACAGCAUGUUCUGCCUGCGAACCUUGCGAGAGAUGAAGCUGCUGCGUCACUUCAACCACGAGAAUAUCAUCAGUAUCCUAGAUAUCCAGAAACCUCGAAACUACGAGACGUUCAACGAGGUCUACCUCAUUCAAGAGCUUAUGGAAACGGAUAUGCACAGGGUCAUCCGAACACAAGAACUCUCCGACGAUCACUGUCAGUAUUUCAUCUAUCAGACACUACGAGCACUGAAGGCCAUGCACUCUGCCAAUGUUUUACACAGAGAUCUGAAGCCGAGCAAUUUGCUAUUGAAUGCCAACUGCGACCUCAAAGUCUGCGAUUUUGGUCUCGCUAGGUCUGCCGCUGCCACCGACGACAAUUCUGGGUUUAUGACAGAAUACGUCGCAACAAGAUGGUAUCGUGCUCCUGAAAUCAUGCUUACCUUCAAAGAGUACACCAAAGCAAUCGACGUCUGGAGUGUUGGCUGCAUUCUUGCAGAAAUGCUGAGCGGCAAGCCUUUAUUUCCAGGCAAGGACUAUCACCACCAGUUGACACUCAUCCUGGACGUUCUGGGCACGCCAACCAUGGAGGACUACUACGGCAUCAAGUCCAGGCGUGCUAGAGAAUACAUCCGAAGCUUACCUUUCAAGAAGAAGAUCCCCCUCAAGGUUUUGUUCCCCAAGCACUCUGACCUUGCCCUCGAUUUGUUAGAGAAGCUGUUGGCUUUCAAUCCUGUCAAGCGUAUCACGGUGGAAGACGCGUUGAAACACCCCUAUCUCGAGCCAUAUCACGACCCUGAAGAUGAACCGACGGCCGAACCCAUACCGGAGGAGUUCUUCGACUUUGACCGCAACAAGGAGCAGUUAAGCAAAGAAGAGCUCAAGGCAUUGAUCUGGAAUGAAAUCAUGCGAUAG